Molecule: messenger RNA, 1209 nt
Organism: Didymodactylos carnosus
Lineage: Eukaryota; Metazoa; Rotifera; Eurotatoria; Philodinida; Philodinidae
Source: the annotation of a GenBank genome assembly
AUGAGUUCUACUAACCUUGGAAGUAUUCGAUGUUUAUGUAAAUGUUGUAAAGGUAAUGGUUGUAUAGCAACACAAGUCAGUUCAAAUGAUAUUGGACAAUUAUGUGGCGAUGGUACAUGUAAUCAAGGUACAUGUAGUGUACGUAAUCCUAAUGAUUGUUUAACUGGAAAUACCGUUGAAGCAACAUGUGGAUCUAUAAAAACAUUAUUUACUUCAAUUAAUUUAAUGUUAACACUCAUUGCUCUAUUCAUCUAUUGGCAUAAAUACUAAUUUCAUUUAAGAGAAAAACAUCUUUCUUAUUGUUACUUUAUAAUCAACCGGACAAAUAAACAGAUAACUUUAAACAUACAGCAUGUAAUUUCGUGCAUUUGGAACGCAAAGUUGGGCGAUUAGAAAAAGUGGUCUUUUCAAAAUAACGUUGCCUCUCUCUGUGUUCAUACGAGCACGUUCUAUUUAUUUUUCUUCUCAUGUUUUAUUUUUCCAAAAUUCAUCACAUUAAGAUCAGCAAACGGUGUCAAUGUGUUUGUUAUCUUAUUUUUAUUUAUCUAAAUGUAGAUUUGCCACAAUGUCUUCGAAAUAAAACUUUUCGAUGCAUUGCAUCACCGUACAUACAAAGAUGACUUUUCACUUCAUGAAAUUAUUGUAAACAUUUAACAUCGGUUCUUCUCUCUUAGAAUAAAUGUAAUUAGACGCUCCUUGAACAUUUUCUUUUCAACAGUUCUUAAUCAGUCAUUUCACAGCCCCGAUCUUUGUCCUUGCAGCAGCUUUUGAAAUUUUGAAACCCACGUCAGUUUUUAUGUUGUUUUUAUCGUUAUACUGCGAGAAAAAAUCUUUGAUUUUUUGCUAUAUAUCUACCACCAAAUAAUGAGCUUUCUCACUCUUAAUUCUGACUGCAAACUGAACCUUCCGUUCUAUACAAAGAACAUUUAAAAAAAUAUUUAACAUCAAAUUUAGUAAAAAAUGCACCUUUCGCCUCAAAUACAGUCUCCAAAACAAAUUUAACUGAGUACUAUUCGAUCGGUGACUCUCUAGGAAAGUUUUCAAGGCUCAUGCACCCCCACUCAUCGAUCAGCCACGACUCGUCUGCUGUAUUAUACAAACAUAUUCAGGAAAUCAAAAAUCUGAGAGGAAAAACCUCAUUGAUCGAAGGCCGUCAACAAAACGGUAACCAGCAUAAUCUGAAGAUGCACUACGUCUAACUCAGAGUGG